Molecule: messenger RNA, 777 nt
Organism: Mesorhabditis spiculigera
Lineage: Eukaryota; Metazoa; Nematoda; Chromadorea; Rhabditida; Rhabditidae
Source: the annotation of a GenBank genome assembly
AUGUCUCAGUCCUUAAAAUGCCGCAGCGCUGUCCCCUACAAAACUGCCCAAGCCGAAAACGCCGAACUGGACGCCCCGGUCGGCCAGGUAGCCAUCGUCGCCAGAUACCCGAAAUUAAUGGAGAUGGACGAAACCACGUCGGUUGGACGCUUUUUAAUAGAAUUGGAAGAGAUCCCCCAAGGAAAUAAUUCUGUUUCAAAGGAUUUGCAAUCGCUGCGGCUGAUAAAUCGGUUUCCCUCUGCGAUUCUGGAUGAUACUUUAAAUGGACAGCCUCGUUUCUACGAUAUUCUAUGCAAAAUGGACGCCGGCGAUUAUCCGUGGGAUCGAGCCUCGUGCGCCUUCGAAAUCUCUUCAAUUGAGAAGAACGCUUCCGAGUUGCGACUAAUUCCGGUUUUUGUGCCUGGAGAGCCCGAAAAUAUCGAAAAUUCCAAGUGGAAAAUUGCUGAAACAUUGGCCUCGACGCAACUCUACACGGUGCAGGGGCAACAGUUUGAUUUGGCAACAUUUACCCUGAAUUUCAAGCGAAAAUGCACGGCCAAAUUCACGCUGCUGCUGUGGGCAAUUUUUCUGCUGAAUACGCUGGCUCUGAUUUCAGAAAAAUUCCUAAAAAACGCCCUACUCAUCGAAGCGGCCAUCUGGCUGGUGAUAUGUUUUAUCUCGCCGAUUCCUCAAAGUCAAAUCGGUGUCCUAAUCGCGUGCAACAUGUUUUUGCUACUGGCCGCUGGGAUGAUCCGGGCCGCGUUACCGCAAUUAUUAUUCGGAUUUCGCAAAAUGGAG